Seriola aureovittata is the source of this 2395-nucleotide messenger RNA. RefSeq names its product thymidine kinase 1, soluble (gene tk1). Gene Ontology annotation, biological process: thymidine metabolic process. Gene Ontology annotation, molecular function: thymidine kinase activity; ATP binding. The record is from RefSeq and is a predicted model, not a curated record. The transcript is spliced from 7 exons. NCBI's taxonomy places the organism in Eukaryota, Metazoa, Chordata, Actinopteri, Carangiformes, Carangidae. The coding region runs from base 1264 to 1959 and encodes 231 amino acids.
AAUUAUUCAGCCAGCUGGUGGAACAUGUUGUAAAAUAUGGAAAGAAAUUAGUGACUUGCCUCAGUUUACUUUUUUCCUGGCAACUAAACCAAAACUUAACAUGACACUUUUAAGUUACAUUAUGUUGUUGUUAAAAACACCCAAUUAGUGUCUCUUCACUGCACAUUUCCAUAGGCCAUAGCAUGGGUUAUUAUACCAAAAGGCUUUUAGUUCACAAGCAUAAUCACCAUUAUCUUCUAGCUGUUGAUUUCAGAGACAUUAGUAAUUGCUCCAUAUAGAGAAAUCUGAGAGAAAUUUAUGAACAUGAGAACAACAUGAUGUUUUAUUUAAGCAACAGCAGGAAGUAGCUUGCAAAACUUUUCCUCUCCAUGCAGGUAACACAUACAGUACUGUGCAAAGGCUUCAGGGACUUUAGAUGUUUAGAUUCUUAUUCAUCACACAAUACCACCAAGGAGGCGUCUGAUCGGCCCCACAUUCUUUCUGCAGUAUGUCAACAAACAUACCACCAGAGUCAAGAACUGUCUUCAGAGACAAGAAGAACAAAGCCUGCUGCAACAGAUGGUUUAGCCCCCACAGACCCCUGAUCUCAACAUCAUGGAGUCAGACUGGGAUCACAUCAUAGGCUGUAAAUCAAGAGGAACACAUGAAGGAACUGAACUGUGACAAGAUCUCCAAGAUGCUUGCAACAACGUACCUGCCAAGCAUCCUGGAAAACUGUGCACAGGUGUAAUCUGUGCAAUUGUUGCUGUUUUAAAGAAAUGUUUGUCAUACCAAGUAUUGAUUUAGUUUUUUUUUUUUAUGUUCACUACACGUUGUAUGUAGUUAAGUGAUAAAUAAAACUAUUGAUUGCAUUCUUUUGAAAGUAUCAUAGCCCCACGUCUCUUCCCGCGUCCUGGUUCCAUGGAUGUUUUAUGUUAGAUCGUAAUAACAACAACAUGAUUAGCCACCGGUAUGUGAAAGCAACAGCUGUUUCUUUAAAUCAGACUGAGCGCCAAACACAGGCGCAUGUGCAGAUUGGUCGACAGUGGCGCGGUCGCUCUGUUAUCUUGAAUCUGUUUGGUCGGAAGGAAUGACGUCAGAACCGUUGACUCUACGCCGAUUGGUCAAAUUUCUCUGGUAUAAAUAGAGCCGCCCAUAGACGCUAGGGCGCCACAUUCAACUUAAUGUUUAACAGCUGCUGAUUUUGGGAGAUUAUAAUAGUAUUUCGUUUGGGUUUUUUUGUUAUUAUCAGCAUCUACAUUGAUACAACUUAUUUGAACAAAAAUGGACUGCGUGGAUUUCCCGAGAGUUCUGCCAAAUUCACCCAGGAAAGCCAGGGGACAAAUUCAGGUCAUCUUUGGACCGAUGUUUUCAGGCAAAAGCACUGAACUGAUGAGAAGAGUGCGCCGUUUCAAGUUAGCCCAGUACAACUGCUUGGUGAUCAAAUAUGCCAAAGACACACGUUAUUCUGACGUGGGCAUGGCUACGCAUGACGAAAACACAAUGGAUGCUGUGCCAGCCGCCUGUCUGGGAGAUGUGAGGUUUCAAGCACUGAAAGCCUGCGUCAUUGGAAUUGAUGAAGGACAGUUUUUUCCAGACAUAGUGGAGUUUUGUGAGGAGAUGGCCAAUUUAGGAAAGACAGUCAUUGUAGCUGCCUUGGAUGGAACCUUCCAGAGAAAGCCAUUUGGAAAGAUCCUGAACCUUGUCCCUCUAGCGGAGAGCGUGGUGAAGCUCCAUGCUGUCUGCAUGCAGUGUUACAAAGAAGCUGCCUACACCAAGAGGUUAGGUGCAGAGAAGGAGCUGGAAGUGAUCGGUGGAGCUGACAAGUAUCAGGCGGUGUGUAGACGGUGUUACGGGGAUCUGAUGGCGGACAAAGAGAACAGUGCUCCCAUCGGGAAUGAAACUCCACAACAUCCCCUCCCAGGAAAACCUGUGGACUGUGGUGUUCACAGGAAGCUUUUCUCCUCUCUGCACCUCUGAACUACAAAAUAAGAGACGCUGCAAAGGUUCAGCGGAGAAUUGAGAAAUUCAACAAUCGUGUGUGUGUGUGUGUGUGUGUGUGUGUGUGUGUGUGUGGGUGGGAAUUUAUUUUAUCAUAAAUGGUAACUUUUAAAUGUUUGUUGGUAUUUUAGGUGCCUUGAAGCAUGUCUGCCACAGAUUUGGGUUUAAUCAGCUCAAUUGAUUUUCCUUUGUAUUUGGUGUCAGAUUUUUGAGACUUAUUUUUGUCUUUAGUGUUUUUACUUGAUUAAUAGGGAAGUGGACUUGAUAUUAUCCACCUAACUUACUGCUAUAGAUUUCAAUACAGUGAUGUUAACUUUUGUUUGGACAUCUUUUUACAUUUAACUGUAGCAUUAUCCUAUGAAAUAUAUGAUUUUAAUUUAUUUAAAAAAUAAAGGUUGACUUGUGUUUGACUAUG